Molecule: messenger RNA, 2860 nt
Organism: Anopheles funestus (African malaria mosquito)
Lineage: Eukaryota; Metazoa; Arthropoda; Insecta; Diptera; Culicidae
Exons: 2
Coding region: 1112-2614 (500 amino acids)
Source: RefSeq, a predicted model, not a curated record
CAACAAUUUCUUGCAACGAUUACACAGAAGAAAAAAUAGUGAACUUUUUAAAAACAUUUUGGUGUGGAAAACAAACAGCUAUACUAGCCCCCGAAAACUUGUUAAAUUUGAUUCAAACAGCUUAUCGCAAUCAUUUUUCCCAAUCUUCCGCACAUCUUGUAAUAGCACAAAACAUAGUAGAGGACAUUCAAUCUGAAGAAAGACAGGACAACAUCGUAAGGCAGGAACAUGAUAGAGCCCAUCGUGGAAUUCAGGAGGUCGAACAACAAAUCAAAAGAUCAUUUUUCUUUCCAAAUAUUGUGAAAAAAAUACGUAAAUACAAUAAUUCUUGUCAAAUAUGCCUACAACACAAAUACGAAAGGAAACCGUACAACAUAAAAAUAACUCCAAGACCAAUAGAAACUGCACCAUUUCAUAGAAUCCACAUUGACAUUUUUGGAAUAGAUAAAAAUAACUAUCUGACAAUAAUUUGCGCAUUUUCCAAACACUUGCAGGCAAUUAAAAUUGACACAAGAAACACCAUUGACAUUCAAAAUGCGUUAAGCCAGUACUUCUCUACCUUUUGCAAACCAAAAUUAAUUGUUUGUGAUCAUGAAAAUUCAUUUAGAAGCAUUCAACUACAAGACUUCCUAAAUAAUUUAGGAAUAAGAAUCGAAUUUGCUUCUUCAUCAGAAUCAAAUGGGCAAAUUGAAAAGGCGCAUAGUACGAUCAUAGAAUUGCUAAACACAAAUAAACACAAAUUUCCAACAUUGAAAACCAACCAGCUCAUGCCAAUCAUUAUAUCACUUUAUAACGAAACUAUAAGCUCAAGCACAGGAUUUACCCCAAACGAAAUUAUUUUCAAUAGAUCUGAUUCAAUCAAUCCCGAAGAAGCCAAUAUUAAUAAACAAAGAAUGUUUAAAACAGUUUCAGUGAACCUUUUAAAAACAGGGAACCGAAUGAAAAAAUACAAUGAUAGAAAAGAAAACCCUCCGAACAUUCCCGAAGGAAAAGAAAUUUUUAUAAAAAAGGGUGUUAGGAAAAAAUUAGAUCCAAGAUACAACACAGCUUGUUGUCUACAAAGCAACGAAAAAACAUUAAAAAUCAAUAGAAAUGUUAAAAGAAAAACAGCAUGACCCGAGGAUUACAUUGCUUAAUCAUUUUACUGUCAUACUUUUACAAAAAUUUCGGCCAAGAAUUGGAAAUCACAAACUUCAACGAACAACCGGUACUGUUUUUAAAAUCCGGAAAAUGUAGAGUGCAAACGGGCACUAUAAAUCUAAUCCACCCAAUCAAUAUAACGAAUCUAGAAAACAAUGUAAAAGACCUACUAAACUUAGCCUACGCGGACGAAAAUAGUAACAUCAAAGAAAUUGUCCGUAUCAAAGCCAGAAUGAUGUUUUCAAACCUCAUGCAAAUACUACCGAAAAACCAUCGUACAAUCAGGAGCAUAGAAGCUAUCGGCCAAGUAUGGAAAUGGAUUGGUGGCAGCCCGGACGCAGAUGAUCUCAGAAUCAUAAACGGAACGCUCAACGAACUGAUUGACAACAACAACCAACAGUUCCAGGUCAACGAACAACUAAACAAAAGAAUGCAGCAUCUCACAGAAGUCGUCAACGAAAUUGUCUCGAAAAGCAACUCGAAGGUAGACGAUUUCAAUUCGAUCAUAACGCUUAUCAAGGUCGAUGCGAUGAACCACUUUCUUGAAGCAAUUCAAGAAACGAUAGUUUUUACACGAGCUUCGAUAACAAACAACAAAUUACUCUCCAUGCACGAAAUCAACACCAUCAGAACAACGCUCGAAGAUCAAGGAAUACGUACAACAAUACCGGACGAAGCCCUUAAUCUUGUUCUCCCAAAAAUCGCCAUAAACAAAGAUAAUCUUUUGUACAUUCUAAAAAUACCACAAAUGGAGGAAGUGGAAUCAACAAUUCUGGAGGUGUACCCACUCAUCGUUAAUGAAACAACCUUGACCGAAUAUUCACGGUAUUUGGUAAAAAGAAACUCCAAAUUAUUCACUACAACCCAUCCUGAAGAGUACAUACAACGGGAGAAAUUCCUUAGUGAGUAUUAUAAUACAUGCAUUUCCAAUCUCGUCUUAGGUAAAACAAGUAAUUGCUCUACAAGAAGGGAGACCGGGACCGAAAUAAAGGAAAUCGCUGAAGGUAUUAUACUCAUAAAUAACGCCAAAACAUUAUCGCUGAAAUCCGACUGCGGGCCGGAUGAUAGAACUAUUAAUGGGAAUAUGCUGAUCAAGCUCUCGAACUGCAGCAUGGCUAUAGAGAACAAGACUUUCACAUCUAAGUCGAUUAUUUCGGAAGCAGAACCGUUUUGGGGAGCUACUCACAAUCUUGUGAUACAUCGUCAUCAGUCGGUAACUCUCGAAAAUUAUCAUGACCAGUUCCUUAAUCGCAAAGAAUUGCAGCACAUCAGUCUACAACAGUACAACAAUUUCCAUUGGAAUUGGGGUUUGCUUGGAGGAAUAACCGUAUCAACAUCUAUAACCUUAACGAUAGCUAUUAUCAUUUUUUACUUAUACAAGAGAACCAUUCGCAUGCUAUCCAACGCACUGAGACCAACUGUAGAAAACGUUAACCCGAGCAACACGAAGCAUCAACUUACAGAAAACGCAUGAGGACACGCUCAUCUUCACCCCCCGGAGGAGUUACGUGUCCACGCUACGACACUGUACACCGCCACGUCUAGACGGCGUGUCAGCGUCUAACGCAGCCGCAACCCGAUCCAGCCACGCGCACCUGGUCUGUGUCAGCAGAACCGACGCGCCCGAAACAAUUCCGACGCGUUAAGCGAAUGAUGUACUUUAGUCUUUAGAGAGAGCUCCGCGAGAAUAAACGUUAUAAAAACUAAAACCCUCGUGUAC